UCCAUUAAAAAAAACGAAUCUAACCUACAAUACAACAAAUAAAAAAAAAUAUUUUUUAAUUCUGUACCUACUUAAUUAUGAUGAUACAUUAGACAAUGAAUAUUUUAUGUAAAUAUCUACCUAAUAUUAAAAACUUAGCAUGCGUUGCUAUAAGGUCAAACACAUUACAAAUAAACAAAAUGAGUUCAUGCAAUAAUAGCCCCAAGAGUGAAGCGAAACGAAUAGUAUGGGUCGAUUUGGAAAUGACUGGAUUGGAUGUAGACAAAGAUCAUAUCUUGGAAAUUGCAUGCCUCGUAAGUGAUGCUGAUCUCAACGUGGUUGCUACGGGUCCUAACAUAGCCAUAAACCAACCGGAUGAAAUAUUAAAUAGUAUGGGUGAAUGGUGCACUGCACACCAUGGUGAGAGCGGACUAACAAAGGCUUGCCGUGAAUCUACGAUAAGUUUAAUUGAAGCUGAAAAUCAAGUAUUAAAAUUUCUUAAGACACAUGUACCAGAAAAGAAAUGUCCCUUAGGAGGUAAUAGUGUAUAUAUGGACAGAUUAUUUAUAAGAAAAUAUAUGCCAAGGGUAAAUGAUUACUUACAUUAUAGAAUAAUUGACGUUAGUUCAUUCAAAGAAAUAAUAAUGAGGUGGUUUCCAAAGGAAUAUUCAAAUAUACCUAAAAAGAAAUUUGCACACCGAGGCAUGGAUGAUAUUUUAGAAAGUUUAGCCGAAUUAAAAUAUUAUAAGGAUAAUGUUUUUAAGAAUCAAUGUUGAUGAUGAUUGUCAAGCGUUUUUGUUGAAUGCUGUUGUAAAUUUUGUUCUAAGCAUAAUUUUAAAUUGAAUGCAAAAAACUUAUUUAAUAUUUUUAAGACAUCAGAAUUCUGUGUUGCAGUCAAUACUAAUAUAAUACUGAUUUUAACAUGUACAAAUAAUAGAUUUGCAGUAUUGUAAUCAUGUUAGGAUGUUAUCUGUUUUUGUAUUAACUUCAGAACAAAUGCAUAAAAAU
This is a messenger RNA of Colias croceus (clouded yellow), 987 nucleotides long. Its product is annotated as oligoribonuclease, mitochondrial. Gene Ontology annotation, molecular function: nucleic acid binding; 3'-5'-RNA exonuclease activity. NCBI's taxonomy places the organism in Eukaryota, Metazoa, Arthropoda, Insecta, Lepidoptera, Pieridae. Gene Ontology annotation, cellular component: mitochondrion. The record is from RefSeq and is a predicted model, not a curated record. The transcript is spliced from 3 exons. Bases 96 to 755 code for a protein of 219 amino acids.